UCCACUGAUGAUGUCACUAAAUCUGCGGUUCUGAAUGCGGAAGUGGAAUUAUACAUGGCGAACACAGACGAGCGGAGUGAUGCACACAGUGAAACGCCCUAGUGCGGUUAUAGGAAAUAUAGGCACUCUUGGUACUCUGCUCGACCAAUCACAUUAGUGGACUGGAACUAGGCUUGAGAGCGCAAAACUGAUUAAAGAACAUUUUAACAGCAGCUGCUCUUUUGAGUGAUUUUUUUUGUUGAAUGAACAACUUUAAACAGUAUCCAAGUGAGAACAGUCAAAUUAUUUAUUUAAAAAUGAAUUAUUAAAUUGUUAUUGUAGAAACAAUGACAACUUCCUCCUUUUUUUUCAUAAAUAUAAACAAGACUUUGGUAUCGGAUUGCUACUCUUGGUAUUACUUGGCUUUGGAUCUAGAUCAUUGGAUGUUUGGAAAGAAAAUCAGUGGCAUCACAAAUCCGUAAUGCAAAGCACAAGUAUGUCCACUAGGUGGCGGUAAUGACACUUACAGAUUAAAUUGCCAUUACAAACCGAAGAGGAAGAAGCCCUUGUCAUGGACUGUGAUGAGAGGAAGUGAUCAUUACACAUGUAUUGUGUAUGUAAGAGUAGCUAUGCAUGAAUAAACCCAGUAUAAUUAGAUUAUUACACGGCGUUGUUAUUUUAUUAGCAUGUGCAUUUUUCUGUAAAGACGUUUUCUUGUUUAUAAUGAGUUAUGUGAAGUGACGAGUGCUUCUGAGUUUUGUUCUGGUCAGCAUGAUAUGAGAUAAGGCUAUGGAAGAAGUGAGAAAUUGUUUGAGAGACUUCCCAAAAGAAGCUCGAGAGCUUUAUCUGAAUGAGUCAGUACCAUAUUUGGAUGGGCCGCUCUCCCCUCUACAGUUCUAUCGGGACUGGAUCAGCUCCAAUAAGCCCUGUAUUAUUCGCAAUGCCUUCAAUGACUGGCCCGCUUUGUCUAAAUGGAACCCCACCUACCUCAGGCAGGUUGUUGGCUCGAAACUCAUCAGUGUUGCUGUUACACCAAACGGCUAUGCAGACGCUGUUAACGGAGGUCGCUUCGUGAUGCCUGAAGAGCGCCAGAUGACUUUCUCAGCCCUGCUGGACAUUAUAGAGGGCAUAGAAAAGAGCAGUGGUGUGUACUACGUGCAGAAACAGUGCUCAAAUCUGACUGAGGAACUGCCAGAGCUCACAGGAGACGUACAGACUCACAUCCCCUGGAUGAGCGACGCACUGGGAAAAAUGCCUGAUGCUGUGAACUUCUGGUUGGGAGAGGAGCAUGCAGUCACAUCUAUGCACAAAGACCCCUAUGAGAACCUCUACUGUGUCAUCUCUGGAGAGAAGACAUUUAUUCUACUCCCUCCCACUGAUCGACCCUUUAUACCAUAUGAACUGUACCAGCCUGCUACAUACAAACAGAAGCAAGAUGGCAGCUUUGAAAUAGUGGAUGAAGAGCAUUCAGCCAAAGUGCCUUGGAUUCCUCUGGAUCCUCUAAAUCCAGACCUGGAACGCUUUCCCUCCUACAGCCAGGCCCGGCCGCUGUGCUGUACAGUGAGAACAGGAGAGAUGCUUUACCUCCCCUCGCUCUGGUUCCACCAUGUCCGCCAGUCUCAUGGAUGCAUAGCAGUGAAUUUCUGGUAUGAUAUGGAUUAUGAUAUCAAGUACAAUUACUUUCAACUGGUGGAAUCUCUAGCCAGCGUUGUGGGUUCACUCUGAAGCUCUGACCUCGUGAACAAAUCAUCUUCAAAGUGUGAACACAGUGGGCACAAAGCAGGAAUACAUACUGAAUAGGACAAGAGUGCAUUACAAGGCACCCCACACAAACCUUAAUUACAUAGGGGUCAUUUAAGGUCACCAAUCACGCUAAUGUUUUUUUUGGAGAUAGGAGGAAACUGGAGAACCCAGAAGAAACCCACACAGACAUGAGCAGAAUAUGCAGGUCUCCAUACACACAGUAUCCUGAGCCGAGAAUUGAAUCCCAGACCCUGAGCUGAGAUGGAAAUGAUAACGGCUGUACACGAACACACCAACUUCAGCUCCUAAUCAACUGCACAAAGUGUUA
Ictalurus furcatus (blue catfish) is the source of this 2050-nucleotide messenger RNA. RefSeq names its product jumonji domain containing 7 (gene jmjd7). The record is from RefSeq and is a predicted model, not a curated record. Gene Ontology annotation, molecular function: 2-oxoglutarate-dependent dioxygenase activity. The coding region runs from base 769 to 1704 and encodes 311 amino acids. The transcript is spliced from 8 exons. NCBI's taxonomy places the organism in Eukaryota, Metazoa, Chordata, Actinopteri, Siluriformes, Ictaluridae.